AUGUUCUCCGGUAACUCGUUCGGGGCAUUGGCUAUGGAGUCGGAUGACUCAGCAGGGCCUAGCUUUACGCAGCUGGAAGGAGACGAAGUUGACGUCGAUUACCUCAAGUUGGUCAAGACCAACCACGAUGUCAAUCUCAGAGUGUCGGACAAGGUGGACCUGAAUGGGCUGCCUCAACACACAAAUUUGAUUGCCGUAUCGAAUGGACUAGGAUUGCUGAUAGUCGGCAGCAACUCCGAUGUGAAGAUACAUCGUCUGCAGGAUGUGCACAAAGAGCUGGAAGGGGCGGCCAAGGAUGCGAGCCCUGUGUGUGAGCCUUUGGUCACACUGUCAUUACAUGCCAGACCUGUAUGGAUCAGAUUGGCCAUGGACGAGACAAGGCUAGUGGUAGCCACCGCCGAUGGGUCUGGGCUGUUUCUCUGGCGGCUAAUGGAUGCUGUGAAUGGUAACACGAAUCCAUAUCACAUUUUUACCUCAAACAUACCCUCACUCCUUUCAGACGUUAUCCCAAAUCCUUCCCCUCCUGCGGCAAAUGAGGCCCUCUCGCAUUACGUUCUCCUCUUGACCGACCAAGGCUUUGUGAUAAUAGAUAUCGAAGCCUGCCAGAUGUCCGCUCCUCUACCCGGACAAUUCACUUGCGCAAGCUGGUCCGUCAAAGGCAAACAAAUGGUCUGCGGGACAACAUCAGGCACUCUAGUUCAGUACACUCCUGAAGGCGUCGAGAAAGCUGCCAUUCCCUCUCCACCCGAUCUUGAUCCUUCAUUCCGUCCGACUUUCGUUCACUGGCUCGAGACCGACCUCUUCCUCGUUUGCUAUGCAUCCUCCGGUGCUUUACCCGACGACCCUCUCGAAUUAUUCAUCAUACACCGUCAGAAAUCGAACUUCACAUACACCAAAUUUUUCGAUCCUCUGAACUCGAUGGGUGUGCCAGGGCGGUCUGGCGCACAUCGACAUUUUGUCUCAUUAUCUAGUUGGGGAGAUAAAACCCGACAUCUGUCAUUUAUGAUGUCCGGUUUGGCUUCUGAAAUCGCUGUCAUGCGUGGAGAAUACGCUGCAGAGAAGGAACCUCCAAAAUGGGAAGUGUUGAUUCUUGAGGAAACAGCCAGAGGUAUCAUGCCCGCUGCAAAGGAAGGUUUGACAGAGGACACUUCAUGUCUUGGGCUGGCACUGGAUCUGACCAGUCAGAAGGUCGUCCGGAGGGGUGUAGUGGCGGGCGAAGAUAAGCCAGAUCUAUCUCCUGUACCAAGACUGUUGGCGUAUAGUCAAGAAGGCUUCAUUGUGUCCUUCGACAUACAAUUCGAUGACGUUCCUCAAUAUCCAGGCAUGAUCACAUCUCAAGCCAUCGCAUCCUCUUCAUCUUUCGAUACCGCAUCGAUGACGCAAAUGACCUCAGCUCCAUCUCCAAUGCCGCCGACAGAAGUCAAAUCCACAUUCGGAUUUAGUGGAUUUGGCAGCGGUUCGUCUGCUUUUGGUUCUCCCGCGACACCUACGCGGUCCCCUCAACCAGCCAGUACUACACCCACAGCUUUUGGUCAAACCUCAACAACGACGCCAUUCGGUACACCGACCAAGCCUGUGGCCUUUGGGGCGUCAAGUUUUGGGCAGCCUGCUACUGCUACGUCAACUACUGCAACAGCUUCAGCAUUUGGCACGCCUUCCAAUCCUACUGCAUUCGCUACAACAACACCCUCAGCGUUCGGAACAUCUUCAAAACUAACUGCGUUCGCAUCUCCGGCUUUUGGCCAAUCCACUUCUCCCGCCUUUGGACAGACUUCAUUUGGACAAAGCACAACCCCCGCAACUUUUGGUAAAUCAGCCUUUGGUUCAUCAGCUCCGUCCGUCACACCAUCAGCCUUCGGUCAGUCCUCCACUCCCGUAGCCUUUGGCGCGCCAGCGUUUGGAUCACCGAAGACAUCAGCCUCAACACCUUCGGCGUCUGGUCAACCUUCUCAACUAUCUGUCUCCCCUUCUCCCGCCUUUGGCACCCCUGCAUCAACUUCACUAGGCUUUGGGGCUUUCGGUAGUCCAAAGCCAAGCGCCUCAAGUGCUCCCGCAUUCGGUUUUGGUACCUCAGCUUUCGGUUCCAGUACGGCAGGAACAAGCAAACCGACCGUCACUCCUUUUGGCACCGGCGGGUCUUUAGGUACCACCAGUGCCUUCGGCUCCAACAGUGCAUUCGGUGUCAAACCACCUGAUCCGCCCUCUGAACCGCCGAAACCUUCAUUCAGUGGAUUUGGCGCUCAACCUACUCCUGCAGACGACCCCGAUUCCCCGCCUGUACAAGGUACAUUCGGUCUGGGAGGGUUUGGUAGUGCACUAGAAACCUCCUCCGUUGUUCCUGGGCUGGAAGAUUCUCCACCAACUUCACCUUUAGGCGGUCGAAGUAAACCCAGUGGACUAGAUGACUCUCCCCCACCUUCACCUCCACUCCAACCUGUCAAAUCAUCAGGAUCGUCGGUAACUGCAUCCUUCAUCAAACCCAGUACGGCAUUCGCAACACCUAGCAGCUUUGGCGUGUUUGGCCAGCUAGCACAAGCCAAACCUGCUUUUUCAACUUCCGCUACACCCGCAGCUUUCUCCGCACCACCUGUCACCACUACAGUCAGUCCGUCGAGUGGUGCGCCAGCAUUUGGCCAAUCAUCAACCAUCCGAGCGCCCAGCACCGCGUCAGCUUUUGGGUCCAGCGGCUUCGGUCAGAGUUCAGUACCCAAAGCUAGUGCGUUUGGUCAGGCACCUUCAAGUGGUGGAUCUGGGAAUGUCGCGGGCGGGUUCAGUGCGUUCUCAGCCAAAACGAUGGGAACUAGCGAGACAAGUUCUGCGACAGGUGGAUUUGGUGGGUUUGCCGCGAAGAGUGGAGGAGCAAGUGCUUUUGGUAAUGUCACAACAGGCGGAUCAUUUGCGUCUCUCUGGUGGGAAAACGGAGGAGAAGAUGGCAAAGGACAUGAUCCCUGUUGGGGAACCAAGCCGAGUACACCGGUGUUUUCUUUCAAGACACCUGAAGCUGAAACCAAAGUUGAAAACCUAACGACACCGUUGUUCUCAUUCAAGACUGCGAAGUCGAGCGACCCUCCGAGUCAACCGAGUCUAUUCACUUCUCCGGUCAUUUCUACUGCCUCCUCCCCAGAACCUGGUACUCACAUCCCUCCGUCGUCGCAUCCGGCCCCUGAAGGAACAGUGACGUCUCCCGCAGUCUCCCCCACCCCCGAGAACAAGACUGAAGACUCUUUCCCCAUCGUCGGAUCUGCAGCCCAGGCUGGUCCACAAUCAGAUAAGCUCACUGUUCCCGCAUUCUCGUUCAAGCCAUCCCAGGAAGGACAGACUACGUUUCCCUCUCCGUUCAAAACAUUACCACCUACCACCCCCCUGUUUCCCUCCGGACCAUCCUCCACGUCUACUGAACCCACUUCUUCGCCUAUACCACGAGUCGAAACACCAGAAAUCCCUAAUAUGACCUCGCCACCUAUCGAAGUUAUCGAGACGCCCGAUGGCGCCGCCACCUUCUCCGACCCGCUGAUCAUUGAGGCGACUGCCGAGUCUAGCGACUUCGAAGGGAGUGACGAAACUGAGGAUCAAGAUCGAGAAGUGGACGAGAUCAGUGAAGGGCAAUCUGAACAUGUCGAAGAAUUCAGCGAAGGGGAAGCUAGUGAGGAGGAGGAUGAAGAUCACGGCUACGCUACAGAGGAUUACGAAGAGGAGACCGAAGGCGACGAAGGCGUCCCUCCUCCUGACUUAUCUACGCCCAUCGAAAGUCCUCUGAAACAUCCUGAACCGGUCCGACUGCCAACCAGUUUCUUCGGUAGCAACCAAACUUCCCAGUCAUCUCAGCCUUCUCUUUUUUCUCGCUUGAGUCCCGCUCCCUCGUCCGAAGAACAUAGAUCUACACCAGAGGCUGACCCUCCUCUCUUCUCCCUUCCUACAUCUCACACCACUUCUUCCUCGACACCCCCGUCAACACAGGUCAAAUCAGAAACUCCAGCUUCAUCAACUAAGCCCUCGCUUUUCUCUGGAUUCCCAGGGUUUGGUACUGCAGCAUCAGCAUCAACAUCACCAGCUCCCUCCACUUCGACGCCCCUUAGCUCCAAGCCAUCCUUUGUGUUCAAACAUGCUACCAGGACGAGUUCACCCCUGGGAACUCACCCUCCCCAAUCGGCUAGUGAUGUGAACUUGUCUCCUGAGAAACCGGCGCCUUUUGGGGGAUUAGGCUUAGGAAAGCCUCCCGCCAAACCUGUAUUUACUCCUCUUGCCCCACCGUCCACAUCCUCUCUCGACAAACCAGUCACUUCUGUUUUCUCCCCAAAGCCAUCCUCCCCUGCCACAACAUUCACUGCUCAGACACCUACCAAACAAUCAUCCAGUUUAGCAAAGUCCGGUGCUAUCACUCCGACCGCUCCAUCUCAGUCGAGGACUGACGACCGGGAAGUGGUGACUUUCAAAACCCCUCCCAGACCCAAGAUUCCAGCCAGUGUAGAUCAACCGCCUCCAAAAACGGAAUCAUUAGCGACCUUGCUCGACUUUCUCAUAACAGAUCUCCAAGCAGGGCUUAACAAGUUGCGACAUAGUCUUGAAAGUAGAGACAAGUACCACAAGUCUUUAUCAGGACCGUCUAUAGGACCUUUGACCCUCGACACAAUAGCUAAUUACGAAGAACUGCCAUUCUCGUCUUUGGAUCAGGUCAAGGAUGUGGUAGAACAGCUCAGUGAGAGGUUGGAGACGUUGAGGAAUGAAGAAGGUGAUGUUAGUGUUGAGUUGGGACUGUUACAAGCUGGUAUGCUUAGAUCGGACAUGCGUGUUGGCCAAGCGGAGAAGUUCCUUAAGGCAAGGCAGGACCCCGCUUUUGCAUCGGCCAUGCAAGUCCGGGAACUCAACCCUCAGCAAUCAGAAGCUCAAAUCCGAGUCCGUAAAUCUGUACAGAAUGCGGAACAUCGUUUGGAUGAAUUGGAGAGUUUGAUAGCUGGAUUGAAAAGGAAAGACCGACAUUCGAUAAGUACACCAGCUCUUGAAAGAGUCCAACGAAGCGUACGUAACGUGGACGCAGCCAUACGUUCUCGACAAGAAACCAUUGAAGAUCUGUCUCACCGUAUAUCUUCCAUGCGUCUCAAUACUCCCACUCGACAUUUCGGUACCCGUUCCAGUCCUUCCCCCUUUAACAAUGACAUUCAUGGUAGUCCCAAAUCCCUUUCACUCUCCCCAUCAAACUCACACCUCAUUUUUACUCAGCCUGAAGUCAAGGUAACGUUCGAACCUUCUGCAGAAAUGCGUGAAGCGGCCGAACGUGCUCUUGAUCGAGAUGCCAGGCGAAACGAUCUGCGUGAUCGAUUGAAGGAUUUGAAAGUAAAGGAAAUCAAAGCGGAAAGACCCAAGGGAAAGGAAGUGGUGAUGAUUGAUGCACUUCCAGUUCCUCGGUUGAUACAAAAGUCAAAACCUACCCAAACUUCUUCCAUCUCAUCUUCACUUUCGAAAACAGACAUACCCAACACGUCUACACCCGGUGCUCUGCAUUCCAAAAUUGGUUCGGGAGCCGGUACAGAAGCAACCAACUCGCGAGAUUUAUCAGGUGAAACCGGCAUGGGAAGCAGAACAAACAAUGGGGAUAAAGAUGGAAGUAAAGAAGGUAUUAAUUUAUCAACACCAUCAACAGGAUUUGGGAAUAUAAAACUUUCACUCUCACUCUCUCCUGCAGAACUAAUCACCACUCCAACCCCUUCGAAUAGACCUUCAACCAGAUCCGUUCAUCAUAAAGCACAUGAAAGAGCACCUAAGCUGACCUCUGCGUUUUCAGAGGAUAAUACGAGUGAUGUUGAAACAAAGGAUAAGGAAGGGUCUGUGGGGAUUAGUGAUAGUCCAAUUAGAAUGCCAGGAGGGGAUUUCUUCACUUUUAAUCCUCCGACAAAUGGACCACAGAUGAAAGAGGUUAAGACUCCUAAAGGGUUUUUCAGUUUAUCAGGUUUUGGCAAUACAUCUUGAUACCUAUCUUGAAGUUGAAAUGUAGAUCACAAAUCGUAUGGAUUGUACUGGUACAUUGCAUAUGAUAAUCGCAUUUGUCCCCACCUC
Tremella mesenterica DSM 1558 is the source of this 6051-nucleotide messenger RNA. RefSeq lists its product as uncharacterized. Gene Ontology annotation, molecular function: protein binding. The transcript has 10 exons. Lineage: Eukaryota; Fungi; Basidiomycota; Tremellomycetes; Tremellales; Tremellaceae. The record is from RefSeq and is a predicted model, not a curated record. Bases 1 to 5964 code for a protein of 1987 amino acids.